CAUUAACUUGAUUAUCCAUAUGAUCCUCUCCAUAAUUAAGCAACAUCAAAUGGUACCUUUUUCUCUCUCUCUUUCUCUGUCUCUCUCAGAGUGAACCAGUAAAUAGUAAGUUCCUCUUUCUCUGUCUCUCUCAGAGUGAACCAGUAAAUAGUAAGUAGAUCAGUGGCAGUGCAAUAAACGAGGAGGUGAUAAGGGCUAGGUUUCAUCGGGAAGGAAAGGGUCUCAGACUCUCAGUAGAACUUGCAAAAUCGCACGUUAACCCCGCGUGCAACCUUCUGUUCAUCUUAAACUCCUCUCUCUCUCUCUCUCUCUCACUAGCUAAAUAUUAUGUACAUAUAUAUCUGAUACGGAGAGAGUGAGAAAAGAGAGAGGGAAGAGUGAAAUACUGUUUGCGCACAGGAAGUAAAGAAAAUACCCAUUUCCAAGAGAGACUGAAUCUACUUUUUACAGACAGCCAAGAAGGGGAUACGAAAAAAAACCCUAUUUUCUGUAAAAAGACUAAGUUUUUAAGCUUGAAAACCGGGAGUGCUCUUUAGGGAGACCAAUAGGCUUUAUAAAAACUAGUGUGUGAGAGUGCCGAGACACACCGAAAGAGAUUUUUAUGGGUUUUUAGAGAGAGAGAGAGAGAGAAAGAGAGAGAGAAUAUGGAAGGAGGAGCUAGUGGAAAUGGCACUUCUUGUAUGAUGGGGUUUGAAGACAACAAUAUGAUGAUGCCUCUAAUGAAUUCUGGUCAUGAAGCAAAUAGUAAUUUUAAGCCAUUUCUUCCUCUACCUUUGAACACCAAUUCUUAUGGCCAAAAGACCUCUGGUUUGAUGCCUCCGCAAGAUAUUGUGAACCGCAUGGAGACCAACAAUAGUAGUUGUAUGACUAUGAGGGCAAAGAUUAUGGCUCAUCCUCUCUUCCUUCGACUAUUGGCAGCUUAUGUCAAUUGUCAAAAGGUUGGGGCAUCUCCUGAAGUGGUGGCUAGGUUAGAGGAGGUCUAUGCUAAUUCUGAAGCUGCCAUGGGUGGUAGGUCAGGAACAGUUUGCAUAGGUGAAGACCCUGGACUGGACCAGUUCAUGGAGGCCUAUUGUGAGAUGCUCACCAAGUACGAGCAAGAACUCUCUAAACCUUUCAAAGAGGCCAUGCUUUUCUUCUCAAGGAUCGAGUGCCAGCUCAAAGCCCUAACAGUUUCUUCCUCAGAUUCAGCUGGUGGUCGAAAUGGAUCUUCUGAGGAAGAAGUUGAUCUGAAUGACAACAGCAUAGAUCCUCAAGCUGAAGACCAGGAACUGAAAACUCAGCUUCUGCGUAAGUACAGUGGAUAUCUGGGCAGUCUAAAGCAGGAAUUUCUGAAGAAGAAAAAGAAUGGGAAAUUACCAAAGGAAGCCCGGCACCGGUUGCUAGACUGGUGGAGCAGACACUACAAGUGGCCAUACCCAUCGGAGUCCCAGAAGGUGGCACUUGCAGAAUCAACAGGUCUGGAUCUGAAACAGAUAAACAAUUGGUUCAUCAAUCAGAGGAAACGCCAUUGGAAGCCUUCAGAGGACAUGCAAUUUGUUGUGAUGGAUGGUACUCAUCCCCACUACUACAUGGACAAUGUUAUGUGCAAUCCCUUUCCAAUGGAUUGCACAAAUAUGCUCCUUCAAUGACAUUUUACUGUCACUGUAACAAUAUUGAUGCAACUCUGUUAACCUAUCAAAAAAUAUUUAUAUUGAUGCAACUCUGUUAUGUAAGAGAAUGAGACGCUCUAAUAUUUAUAUUUAACUGCUUGACGUUCC
Messenger RNA from Quercus lobata, 1757 nucleotides. RefSeq names its product homeobox protein SBH1-like. The record is from RefSeq and is a predicted model, not a curated record. Lineage: Eukaryota; Viridiplantae; Streptophyta; Magnoliopsida; Fagales; Fagaceae. Gene Ontology annotation, biological process: regulation of DNA-templated transcription. Gene Ontology annotation, molecular function: DNA binding; DNA-binding transcription factor activity, RNA polymerase II-specific. The transcript is spliced from 4 exons. Gene Ontology annotation, cellular component: nucleus. The coding region runs from base 645 to 1628 and encodes 327 amino acids.